AUGGAAGCAUUAAACCAUUUCGAGUGGGAGUGCGCAAUCUGCGAUGAGACCUGGCCGACAGAACACCGGCGGGUCGAACACGAACGCGAAGACCAUAAUUACUGUAGUGAAUGCCGGAAGACCUUCACAAACUAUAACAAUCUCAAAAUGCAUCUCAACUCUCGAACCCACCGCGGCCAGCAGAUCCAAUGUCCUUUUUGCAGGAGUCACCAUACCACAGCCACCGGCCUUACGCACCACAUAGAAACUGGCUCGUGUCCGGACGCUCGCGGCCUAACCCGCGACACUCUGUACAAGUUCGUGCGUAGCAUGGAUUCCAGCGGCAUUGUUACCAAGAACCUGAUUGGUUGGCACGGCUCGACGCAAUAUGAGGCUAAUGAUCGUUCAUAUAACUGGAAUCGUCAGGGUUGGGAGUGUUAUCUCUGCCAUCGACUAUGUGGUCAGUUAUCAAGUCUUAAUCAGCAUUUGAACUCUCCGAUACAUCAGGAGGCUCUGUACCACUGCCCGAAUCCGCGGUGUGGGAAGGACUUCACGACGCUGGCCGGAAUCAUCAAUCACCUUGAGAGCGAGUCAUGCGGCUGUACUCGGUUCGAGAAUGUGCAGCGAGGUAUUCAAGGUAUGGUAGGCGGCAACAGGUUGAUUACGCUGUAA
Molecule: messenger RNA, 651 nt
Organism: Hypoxylon trugodes
Lineage: Eukaryota; Fungi; Ascomycota; Sordariomycetes; Xylariales; Hypoxylaceae
Exons: 3
Coding region: 1-651 (216 amino acids)
Biological process (GO): regulation of transcription by RNA polymerase II
Cellular component (GO): nucleus
Molecular function (GO): DNA-binding transcription factor activity, RNA polymerase II-specific; RNA polymerase II transcription regulatory region sequence-specific DNA binding
Source: RefSeq, a predicted model, not a curated record